Molecule: messenger RNA, 6100 nt
Organism: Amoebophrya sp. A120
Lineage: Eukaryota; Dinophyceae; Syndiniales; Amoebophryaceae
Source: the annotation of a GenBank genome assembly
GAACUCGCAACCAGGCGUAGUAGGCAGAAGAUGAAAUGGGCUUUGUGGAUGAAAGAUAGAGCAGCUGGCGGUCGUUGUAGGUUCGUCUUCGUCAUUCAUCGAAUUUUGAUUUAAUAAUCGCGUAGUUUUCACUAGUUGCAUCCUCAGAGCCUCCUGCCAUUGGCAUUGCCAACCACGAGCAAAUCAACAAGAUGAACACUCGUACCAGCACGUUCUUCUUGCCGCGGCUCGUCUCUACACUAGCGCCUGCAGUCCUCUACUGCAGGAUGGCCGUCGACGUGGGAGCACGCCAGUCUACUUCGGCACGACGAGCGCAGCAAACGCGGGUUCUGCUGGAUGCCGCAGCUGAGGACUUGUCUCCUCAGCAAGAUUUGCUCGUCCACCUGGGGGAUGACUAUGACACAGAUAGCACACAGGAGUUGGUGCAGCAUGAUGUACACGACAAGCCAGCGGAACGAUUCAGCGACGAGCAGCACAGGUCAAGGCUGCAACUGCUUCGCGGUAGGAAAUCACAUACACAUCAAGACGAAGACCAAGAACCUGCAAUACCAGAACCAGGCGCAAGUGACGUCAUAACGAAAUCUUCGCUACUACUACAACAAUAUCACCAUCUUAUUCCGGACGAAACUAAACAACCACAACCAAGAAACAAAGCAAGUGCAGCCACCAACCCGUUCUCCUCCUUCCAAGAAGCAGGGCAGCAGCAACAUUUGGAGCAUCUUCGCGCGAAGCUCAAGCCAGAGGACCACUUAGCAGCUCUAAAGCCCUUGGGUGAGAAGAUUCUAUCGAGCUGCUUCCCGCGGCCCUCCGAAGAAAACAAAGAGAAAAGGGGCAGAAUGACCGACAUCACCAGUGCUGGCCAUACGACCACAUCAAACAAAAGAGCGAAUGUCGAGAUUCAAACGCGCGAUCCUCUGACACGACAGCCACGGAUCGACUUCGUCACUUUCUGGACGCCGCGCGGGGGCGACCAGGAUUUGAAGCAUCAGCUGCGGAGUUUUGGACAGAAUGGCUUGCUGUCAAAACUCCGGAAAAUUUUCGUUUUGAUCCUACCACCACCAGAGACAGGACGAGUGGCCACAGAGACAGACGCGGAGGAUGAACUACAGGCAAGUGGACCAGAAGAUGAAGAUCAACAUGGCAAACACAAAGAGCACGGUGUUAAUCUUGAUGCAACAGAAGGAAGUACUACAAAAACCAUGAUGCAAGCGGACGAGGCGGAAAUCGACGCGGAAACUGGUUUGUCAUUGGACAGAGAGAUCAGAGCCGGAAAGCAAAGCCAGGGCAGCGGCAAUGCUCGAAAGCAACAAGAUGAAAUUGCUAGUGGUAGGACAACGCGAAAAAUAUCAUCAUCCUCAAAAACGACCUCAUCCAUUUCAACCGCAUCUUCGAAAUCAAAGAAGCAAAAGCACUUCGCGAUGGAGCGGAUGCUGACUGAGCUCCAGCUGCCAAAGUGGCUCGACGACCAAGCAGACGAGGCUGUUUUUGAAGUUACCACAGUCGGUGAAAAGGAGACAGAUGUGCAGAACGCCAAAAGUUGGGCCCUUUCCCUGCUGCAACGUCGAAACAGGAAGGAGCGCGAGAAGAACUACAGUGACGCCGAUGUUGACAGUGCUGGUAGUACUUCUACAACCGCAUCAACCAGCGAGAACUACAAGGACGCCGCGAGAACAAGUAGAGCAUCCUCUUCUAGUAGCUCAAAUGCGGUUCUGCCAGCAGCUUCACUCGUUCCAACUAUCUCCUUUGUCACGGUGCCACAGUGCGUGGAAGAGAAGCUGGCCGAGAGCCGCAUCCGCUGGGCGCAAAUCUGCAAGAUGCAGCACAUGCACAAGAUUCCUGGCCUUUCCGACUGGUUUCUGUGGGGGCCGGACGACGUGUUUCUGUUUAAGAAAUUUCCUUCCUUCGGAACAAUUUUUGUGGAGAAGAAAAGUAAAAAGCCCUUUGCCUACUCCAGCGGCAGCUUCGGUCUCGGCGACUGUCUCGGGGAAAGACCGUUUGGCGAGUUGCACGGCGUGGCGUUGCUGAAUAAGUGCGCUCUGACGGAAACUUCUGCGGAGAUGGUGAAAGUAGCGCAAGACAAGGGCAGCACUGGCGCUGAAGGAUCUCAACUGCUAUCAUGGUUGAAACACAAACAGUACGUGUACGGCGAUGCCGACCAGAAUGUAGGAGGCAAAAUUCUUCAUCCCGAACUGAAUUCCGUCUGCGUCGCCACGCAUGCCAUGUUGGAGACUGGUGAAAUUUUCGCGAACAAGCACCUGAUCAGCUACGCGGGAAAAAAUUCCAAUGGCGUCGCCGUCAUUGCGGAGUGCCACGUGAACGGGCCCACUUGUCACACCACGCAGUAUUUGGAACAAAUCCCGACCGUCUUCGUGAACGUGCAGGGAGACGGGUUCAGUGCGGAGUACCCAAAGUUGGGCGAGAAACUUUCCCAGAAAAUAGAACCCUCCGAUCGCAUCACGAAAAAGUACUUCGAGAAGAAAUUUCCGAACCCUUCGGUAUUCGAAAAACAGAUCACCGAAAGUGUGUUUUUCGACAAGGAGAAGUUUGAAGUCAAGGAUGCUCCGGACGAAGAAAAGAAGAAUAGUCGGAUUGUGGAAGCCGAAGCCAGUGUUGGGGGUGGUGUUGAGAUUUCCAAGUUGGUGAACAAAAACCAGAUGUCGAAUCGACAGCAUGUGAAGAAAAGAAAAGUUUUAACGAACCCCUUUGCCCGCGAGUUAGAAAAGCUGGUAGGACGCCGGGAAAAGCUCAGAAAGCAAAGCCAAAGCCACUCUUCUGUGGAAAAAUCGGACCUCCACUCAGGAAAGAAUCCUGGCGCAAGACAGCAAAGCCACAUUUUUGAAAAGAGACAUGCUGUAUUCAGGGAAAAUUUGUCACCGUCACCGUUUUGGCAUAUUCAUUUUUUGAGCAAAAAAAUUUGAAUUUCUGCUGGCUUUGUAUGCGUGUCCGUGUCUGCCACAUGUUGCAACUGCGGCAAGCUAGCUACUGCGUUUCAAGCGCGCUGACCUAGCUCGCUGAAGGUAGUCCCGAAAUAUCCCAGAACGGCGCUGCCGUUAUACAGGCCAAAGCCGCGGCUCCAGAAGGUCCUUGGCUGGGAGGCUGUCUACUGACACUAGAGCAACCAGAUUUCCGUCCGCGGAGGAUCGGAAUAUUGUGGCUGGUCUUGCUGGGUUGCCCCUCAGCAUCUCGGGCACAUCUUACUCCUUGACGAAAGACCUUCAGCAAAGGACCUCCACAACCCGUGAAAAAAAGGCAAUUUUUUGAGCAAAUUAACCGACGACCUGGUGACAAAUCUCGAAAAUCGUGCAUUUUGCACGGUAUGGUGGACUCUGGGAGCCCAAAAUCGGAACUGGUGACAAAUGCCAGAAAUUUUGCAUUUUGCGCGGUAUGGUGGACGAUUGCGCACUGAUCAAAAAUUCUUGCAGCUGCAAGAAUUUUUGGUCCGUGCGCAAUCGUCCACCAUACCUUGCAAAAUGCAAGAAUUUGCUGAUUUGUCACCAGUAACAAAUCUGGCUCGGAAACGUCCACCAUACCGUGCAAAGUGUAAAACUUCUGGGAUUUGUCACCAGGUGGUCGUUAAAUUUGCUUAAAAUUUUGCUGCUUUUUUCUGGGUUCUGGAGGUCCUUUGCCGGAGGCCUUUCGUCAAGGAGUGACAAGGGCCCGACAUUCCGAGGAGCAACCCAACAUCGCAAGCCGCACCAUGCAGAAGGCCCCCCAGCAAGGGUCGAGCCCCUAUGCGCCAGCAGCCAGCCUCCUCGCAACGGACCUUCUGGAGCCGCGUCUUUGGUCUGUACGACGGCAAAGCCAUUCCGGGGCGCUUCUGGAUUGCGUUCAACUACACGGGCCACCAUGCUCGAAGUGUAAUGCCUCGCGGGCCACAUUUGCAACAACUGAUCAAUAUGGGCAUGUGUGGGAUAUCAGGAAAAAAUCAAAUUUUUUGGGUCGGAAAAUGAAUAUGCCAAAACGGUGACGGUGGCAAAUUUUCCCUGAAUAUGCUGCUUCCACCUCUCAUCCUGAGUUUCUGGAGCAGCAGGAACAAACGGAAACGCAGGCAGCGGGCGCAACUAGAAAAGUCUCUUCCUCCGAGAAAAUGAGAAUGCAGAACCAGCUCCGGCUCCUCAACCGCGAAAAGCAAAAGGAGCUGCAAACAACGCAAGGAAAUAAAGCGAUGACCAACGACCUGUUCAAUUCGAAACUGCAACACACCGCGUCGUCGUCGAAAAAAAAGUCGUCGGAGUUCCAUUGUUGGAUCAAGAACGAGGCAGACAGUAACCGCACGGCCACCUCCAUCGGCCACUCGUGCCUCGACCACACCGAGGAAGCCAGCUGCAACGGUGACGCGCUGUGCAUCUGGCAGACCCACCCGCGGAUGUGGCGCGAGUGCGCGUGGGCGAGUGAACACAAGGAGAAGCAAGUGGCGAACUCAGGCACGGCAGAGGAUGAGGAAUACUAUGUGGACGAGGAAUGCAUGGGGCUGUGCAAAGACUGGUAUUCGAUGUGCUUUGGCUUGAACGACAACGACAUGUGCGACUGGAAUAAUUUCGAGGAGUGUCGAAACGAGGAAGAUACCUGCUACGAGGCCGGGCGGACCUGGGUCGAGACCUGCGGCGCACGGAAUGCGCACACAGCAUUAACCAAAUUUUCUGCUGGGUACGUGGAAGACGCAGCGCAGUGGCUGUGCGCGGACGACGAAGAACCAGUUUUGACCAUAGAGCAUAUGCAAUCACAAAUUUCAAUAAACCGUGCACAGACAUGACUACAAAUGUACCAUCCAAUACGCAUGACAAUUUUUUGUUGCUAUGCUGCUACUACACCUUUGUUUCAGAUAUGAAUAUGCUAAUCGAAUUUGGUGAUGCUGAAUCAUUGAAAAAUAUCUUGCAGAAAUUCAUGGCUGCCAAUACUAGCUCAGACGGACACCAUGCACGUUGCAAAUUUUCAUUGGAUAAAGAACCUCUGCAGCCCCCAGCUGCAAGCGACGGACGAGAAUUGCAAGGCGCAAUGUAUGGAGAAGCUGCAAUUUUGCUUCGACGAAAGCGAUGUGAAUGCGCACGUGGACUUGCUGGGAAAAAUGAACACCUGCACUUUCUGGUCGCAGGAAUGCCACUGCAAAGUACGCGAUAGAAAAUGCAUUAUACCUUUUACGAGGACAACGUACAAAAGGCUUUGCAAAUUAUUCAAAUUUAACGUUAAUGUUGGAAGUUUUCCGAAUGAAAAUGACAUUUGUAUGUGUCGACAAUCUUCGGCGACGACGAGAUGAAGUUGAGGAGGCCUGUCAUGCAUGGUUAGCUGCACCAUUGGUUUGAUUUGUUUUUGUACGUACUCGCCAAGUAUGGGAUCAGCAUUUUUUUCUUCUGCAUACGAGGCCGAAGCGUACCACACCACCGGGAGCGGGUCGCAGCGGUGUGUUUCGGAUGGGGAGAUGUCGAUGUACGAGUUCCAGCUCGCGGUCUUAGUUAACCCCGAAACCGACAUUGCCGCCAUCAACGCGCAGUGCCCAGACACGACCAUUGCGCAGCCGGACGCGCGGUGUCCCGCACCGGCCCUGGAGGAUGAGGGAGGCUCGAGCAAUGUCGCGGCGGUCUCGAUUGGGUGUCUGUUGGUCGCGACGUUACUCAUGAUCGGUUGGGGAUUUGCGACGGGAAUGUUGAAGCUGGGCGACGGAGCGACCACCGGAGCAGGGGAGGGGGGAGACGAGCUGGCGGGCGAGGAGAAGGGAACAGCUGACGCAAGUCCAAGUGCAGAAAAAAAUGCGGACGAGGCUAAAGCGGAUGAUAGUGCAGCAGCGGCCACAGCUGCAAAGGCGGAACAUCAGGAGCCGAAACCCCCAGAUGAACAAGAAGAAACAAAACAGCCGGCGGUAGACAACAAGGGUCCGACGGGGGAUGAUGCGGUGGAUGAGGCAAUCACCGAGGCGAUCGAGGACGCAGCGGACAAAGAGAAAGAGAAAGCCGCAGCCGAGGGGACGACACCAGCGCCCGCGGAAGCAGGAGCAGCGGCUGGGGAAACGGCGGCUACGGCGGAAACGCCGGCUACAGCGGAAACACCGGCUACAGCGGAAACACCGGCUCCGGUAGCGGAUGGAGAGGCACCACCAGCGUCGUGA